Messenger RNA from Filobasidium floriforme, 756 nucleotides. RefSeq names its product putative C-8 sterol isomerase (Erg-1). Gene Ontology annotation, biological process: ergosterol biosynthetic process. The coding region runs from base 1 to 756 and encodes 251 amino acids. Gene Ontology annotation, cellular component: endoplasmic reticulum. The record is from RefSeq and is a predicted model, not a curated record. The transcript is spliced from 5 exons. NCBI's taxonomy places the organism in Eukaryota, Fungi, Basidiomycota, Tremellomycetes, Filobasidiales, Filobasidiaceae.
AUGCCCGGCGGAAAGCGACAACAACCUGUCCGGUAUAGCCGACAACCCGUCCAUCAUACUAAGUCCCGGUGGUUGUCCCUACCCGGGAUCGGGAUCUUUAUCGCGGUAUUCACCGCUUUGGCUUUGUGGUUGGACAAGGUCGGGCCCCGAUUCUAUCACUUUACCCCGCAAGGCCUGAACACCAUCGUGCAAGAAACCCUCUCCUCGCAAUCCGCCCUGCAAAACCUGCCCAUCGACAGCCUGAACACGACCAUCCUCCUCACUGACCUGCUAGAACGGAUCAAGGUCGCUUACCCGGACACGCAGGUCCAGACGGAUUUCCUCGACCGGAACGAGUGGGUCUGGAACAACGCUGGAGGGGCUAUGGGGAGCAUGUAUAUCAUACACGCUUCCAUCACCGAGUACCUGAUCAUCUUCGGUUCUGCCGUUGGGACCGAGGGACAUUCGGGGAGACAUACCGCCGACGACUAUUUCCACAUCUUGAAGGGCUUGCAGACGGCCUUUUUGCCUGGCGAGUUGGAACCCGAGGUCUACCCGGCCGGCGCUGUCCAUCACAUGCGAAGGGGAGAUGUCAAGCAGUACAAGAUCGAGGCCGAGACUUGGGCUCUCGAAUACGCUCAAGGUUGGAUCCCCCUGAUGUUGCCCUUCGGGAUGGCCGAUACGGUAUUCUCCACCUUGGACAUCGGGUCAUUUUACAAGACGGCGUAUCUGACGGGGAGGGCGAUGAUACAAAACUUGUUGAGGGGGAAGAUCUGA